Molecule: messenger RNA, 4634 nt
Organism: Malaya genurostris
Lineage: Eukaryota; Metazoa; Arthropoda; Insecta; Diptera; Culicidae
Product: mucin-2-like
Exons: 1
Coding region: 46-4326 (1426 amino acids)
Cellular component (GO): extracellular region
Molecular function (GO): chitin binding
Source: RefSeq, a predicted model, not a curated record
AUUCACAAGUUUGCAGUGUGGGUUGAACCUUCAAACCAUCAAGAAAUGACCUUCUUGAAAAUAUUGUGCCUGUCGUUUCUCUUUGUCAGUAUUUACUGUCAAGAUCCACUGUGUCCGGAACAACAACAAGCAGCUCAAACAAUUUAUAAAUCUCACCCAACAGAAUGUGGGAAAUUCGUGAUUUGCUUUUGGGGUCAGACGGUAGUGCAGAAUUGUCCAGCCGGUCUACAUUGGAAUGAUUUUGCAAAGACCUGUGAUUGGCCCAGAAGCGCAGGAUGUAAAUCAGGUACAAACGAAAAUGUGCCAUCAUGUGAAAACGGUGAACUUAUUGCCCACGAAGAUUGUAAUAAAUUCUACAUGUGCGCGCACGGAACGAAAGUGCAACAUGCAUGUCCUCCCGGCUUGUAUUUCAACCCGCAAGCGAAAGUAUGUGAUUACCCUUAUAGAGUCAACUGCCGUACAACAUCAACUACAUUACAAACAACGAGUACUCCAGAAGAAGAGGCACCAACCACUCCAGAAGAAGAACCAUCGACCACUACAGAAGAGCCAAGUACUGAUAACUCUGUUGAUAUAACAUCUACAAUAGAGUGGACAACUUCCGCGCCAUUAGAGACCACCACAGAAGAAGAGACAUCGACAACUACAGAAGAACCAUGGACAACAACAUCGGCUGAUUUGACAUCUACAACAGAAUGGACAACUGCAACACAAGAAGCAACCACUCCAGAAGAAGAGACAUCGACAACUACAGAAGAGCCAUCGACAACAACCUCAGCUGAUGUAACAUCUACAAUAGAGUGGACAACUUCCACACCAGAAGAGACCACUCCAGAAGAAACUACAUCGACGACUACAGAAUGGCCAACUUCGACACACGAAGAGUCAUCGAGCACUACGGAAGAGCCAAGUACUGCUACCUCUGUUGAUAUAACAUCAACAAUAGAGUGGACAACUUUCACACAAGAAGAGACCACCACAGAAGAAGAGACAUCGACAACUACAGAAGAGCCAUGGACAACAUCGGCUGAUAUGACAUCUACAACAGAAUGGACAACUGCAACACAAGAAACGACUACUCCAGAAGAAGAAACAUCGACGACUACAGAAGAGACAUCGACGACUACAAAAAAGACAUGGUCAACAACCUCAGCUGAUGUAACUUCUACAAUAGAGUGGACAACAUCCACCCAAGAAGAUACCACUCCAGAAGAAGAGACAUCGACGACUACAGAAGAGCCAUGGACAACAACCUCAGCUGAUGUGACAUCUACAACAGAAUGGACAACUGCAACACAAGAAACGACUACUCCAGAAGAAGAGACAUCGACGACUACAGAAGAGCCAUGGACAACAACCUCAGCUGAUGUGACAUCUACAACAGAAUGGACAACUGCAACACAAGAAGCGACUACUCCAGAAGAAGAAACAUCGACGACUACAGAAGAGACAUCGACGACUACAGAAGAGACAUCGACGACUACAGAAAAGACAUGGUCAACAACCUCAGCUGAUAUAACUUCUACAAUAGAGUGGACAACAUCCACCCAAGAAGAUACCACUCCAGAAGAAGAGACAUCGACGACUACAGAAGAGCCAUGGACAACAACCUCAGCUGAUGUGACAUCUACAACAGAAUGGACAACUGCAACACAAGAAACGACUACUCCAGAAGAAGAGACAUCAACGACUACAGAAGAGCCAUGGACAACAACCUCAGCUGAUGUGACAUCAACAACAGAAUGGACAACUGCAACACAAGAAACGACUACUCCAGAAGAAGAGACAUCGACGACUACAGAAGAGCCAUGGACAACAACCUCAGCUGAUGUGACAUCUACAAUAAAGUGGACAACUUCCACACAAGAAGAGACCACUCCAGAAGAAGAGACAUCGACGACUACAGAAGAGCCAUGGACAACAACCUCGGCUGAUGUGACAUCUACAAUAGAAUGGACAACUGCAACACAAGAAACGACUACUCCAGAAGAAGAGACAUCGACGACUACAGAAGAGCCAUGGACAACAACCUCAGCUGAUGUGACAUCUACAACAGAAUGGACAACUGCAACACAAGAAACGACUACUCCAGAAGAAGAGACAUCGACGACUACAGAAGAGCCAUGGACAACAACCUCAACUGAUGUGACAUCUACAAUAGAGUGGACAACUUCCACACAAGAAGAGACCACUCCAGAAGAAGAGACAUCGACGACUACAGAAGAGCCAUGGACAACAACCUCGGCUGAUGUGACAUCUACAAUAGAAUGGACAACUGCAACACAAGAAACGACUACUCCAGAAGAAGAGACAUCGACGACUACAGAAGAGCCAUGGACAACAACCUCGGCUGAUGUUACAUCUACAAUAGAGUGGACAACUUCCACACAAGAAGAAGAGAAAUCGACCAUUACAGAAGAGCCAUGGACAACAUCGGCUGAUAUGACAUCUACAACAGAAUGGACAACUGCAACACAAGAAGCGACUACUCCAGAAGAAGAAACAUCGACGACUACAGAAGAGACAUCGACGACUACAGAAAAGACAUGGUCAACAACCUCAGCUGAUAUAACUUCUACAAUAGAGUGGACAACAUCCACCCAAGAAGAUACCACUCCAGAAGAAGAGACAUCGACGACUACAGAAAAGACAUCGACGAUUACAGAAGAGCCAUGGACUACAACCUCAGCUGAUGUAACAUCUACAAUAGAGUGGACAACUUCCACACAAGAAGAAGAGACGUCGACGACUACAGAAAAGACAUCGACGACUACAGAAGAGCCAUGGUCAACAACCUCAGCUGAUAUAACUUCUACAAUAGAAUGGACAACUUCCACACAAGAAGAGACCACUCCAGAAGAGGAGACAUCGACGACUACAGAAGAGCCAUGGACAACAACCUCAGAAGAUGUAACAUCUACAAUAGAGUGGACAACUUCCACACAGGAAGAAGAGAAAUCGACCAUUACAGAUGAGCCAUGGACAACAUCGGCUGAUAUUACAUCUACAACAGAAUGGACAACUGCAACACAAGAAACGACUACUCCAGAAGAAGAGACAUCGACGACUACAGACGAGACAUCGACGACUACAGAAGAGCCAUGGUCAACAACCUCAGCUGAUAUAACUUCUACAAUAGAAUGGACAACAUCCACCCAAGAAGAUACCACUCCAGAAGAACAGACAUCGACGACUACAGAAGAGUCAUGGACAACAACCUCGGCUGAUGUGACAUCUACAAUAGAGUGGACAACUUCCUCACAAGCAGAAGAGACAUCGACGACUACAGAAGAGCCAUGGACAACAACAUCAGCUGAUAUAACUUCUACAAUAGAGUGGACAACAUCCACUCAAGAAGAUACCACUGUAGAAGAAGACACAUCGACGACUACAGAAGAGACAUCGACGACUACAGAAGAGACAUCGACGACUACAGAAGAGCCAUGGACAACAACCUCAGCAGAUGUAACAUCUACAAUAGAGUGGACAACUUCCACACAAGAAGAAGAGAAAUCGUCCAUUACAGAAGAGCCAUGGACAACAUCGGCUGAUAUGACAUCUACAACAGAAUGGACAACUGCAACACAAGAAGCGACUACUCCAGAAGAAGAGACAUCGACGACUACAGAAGAGACAUCGACGACUACAGAAGAGCCAUGGUCAACAACCUCAGCUGAUAUAACUUCUACAAUAGAAUGGACAACUUCCACACAAGAAGAAGAGGCAUCGACCAUUACAGAAGAGCCAUGGACAACAUCGGCUGAUAUGACAUCUACAACAGAAUGGACAACUGCAACACAAGAAGCGACUACUCCAGAAAAAGAGACAUCGACGACUACAGAAGAGCCGUGGUCAACAACAUCAGCUGAUAUAACUUCUACUAUAGAGUGGACAACUUUCACACAAGAAGAGACCACUCCAGAAGAGGAGACAUCGACGACUACAGAAGAGACAUCGACGACUACAGAAGAGCCAUGGACUACAACCUCAGCUGAUGUGACAUCUACAAUAGAAUGGACAACUGCAACACAAGAAGCGACUACUCCAGUAGAAAUAACGUCAUCCACAGAAGAAGCAAGCCCUUCGACGUCUGAAAAUACACCAUCGACAGAAAACUCAACUACAACAGAGCGGCCACCUUCCACACACGAGGAGCCAUCGACCACUACAGAAGACCCAAAUACUGAUACUUCGGUUGAUAUAACAUCUACAAUAGAGUGGACAACUUCCACACAAGAAGAGACUGCUCCAGAAGAAGCGACAUCGACGACUACAGAAGAGCCAUGGACAACAACCUCGGCUGAUGUGACAUCUACAACAGAGUGAACCACUGCAACGCAAGAAUCGACUACUCCAGAGAAACAACGUCAUCCUCAGAAAGAACAAACUCUACUACUGCUGUUGAUACAACAUCUACAGACGAAUCAACUACAAUAAUAUUACCAACUUCCUCAACAUAAUAGACUACUCGAGCAGAGGAGACAUCGACCACUAUUUAAAAGCCAAGUACUACUACCUCUGGUGUUAUAACAUCAAAAUCAGAGUGGACCACUGUAACACAAGAAAAUGAUAUCCAUGUUCAAAGCAUAAGUUCAUGCAAAUACAAGAUCAACAAAUCUUUAGUUGAAAUAUAA